GGGGUGGGUUGAGCUUGGCAUUGUGGGUCUCAGAGGUCUUUUCCAACCUGGAAUGGUUCUGUGACUCCAUGAAUAAUUCCAGCAUGAUACAAGCUCGGUGUGAUCAAAGCAGCCCUACGUUGCUGUAUGGGAACUGUUGAUCUUGGCAUGAACCACUGAUUGAGCACCUGGGGAAAAGACCCAGUCAACCCUGGGAGCACAGGUGAAGGCAGUUCAGCGAUGUGACCAGAAGGAGUGGAGCAUGGCUGCACCUCUCUUAGACCUCAUUUAAGGGCUGACUGCCACUAAGGAAGGUUCUCUGGUUAGAGAUCUAUCCCUUGUGGAGUCUUUCUAGUGAGCUGAGAUUUUCAGAGACAGAGAGAUGGUGAAGGAGCCGCCGGGGCCGGAGGGGGCUGGUGGGAAGCCCUUCGUGUUGCCUCCGGGCAUCACGGUCUGUGAUUCAGGCCGGGGUAACCUUGUGUUCGGAGAUAUGGAAGGUCGAAUCUGGUUUUUGCCUCGCUCACUUCAACUCAGUGGUUUCCAAGCUUACAAGUUAAGGGUAACGCACCUAUACCAGCUGAAGCAGCACAGCAUCUUAGUUUCUGUUGGUGAGGAUGAAGAGGGCAUUAACCCAUUGGUUAAAGUAUGGAAUCUGGAAAAACGAGAUGGUGGCAAUCCUCUUUGCACACGAAUUUUUCCAGCGAUACCCGGUAACAAGCCCACAGUUGUGUCCUGUCUUACUGUCCAUGAGAAUCUGAAUUUCAUGGCUAUUGGUUUUGCAGAUGGGAGUGUUGUGCUUACAAAAGGAGACAUCACUCGAGAUCGCCAUAGUAAGACCCAGAUCCUACAUGAAGGCAGUUACCCAGUUACUGGUCUUGCUUUUCGACAGUCUGGCAAAACAACGCAUCUGUUUGUGGUGACCACAGAGAACAUUCAGUCCUAUCUGCUUUCUGUGAAAGACUAUUCUCAUCUGGAGCUGGACACUCAUGGCUGUGGAUUGCACUGUUCUUCUCUGAGUGACCCCUCCCAGGACCUCCAGUUCAUUGUAGCAGGAAAUGAAUGUGUAUACCUUUAUCAACCAGAUGAACGAGGCCCCUGCUUUGCUUUUGAGGGACAAAAGCUGAUUGUUCACUGGUAUCGGGGGUACCUCAUCAUUGUCUCCAAGGACCGAAAAACUUCUCCUAAGUCGGAGUUUGCUGGAAACGAGGCACAGAAUUCAGACAAACAAGUUCUGAAUAUCUACGACUUGUGCAACAAAUUCAUUGCGUACAGUUCAAUCUUUGAUGAUGUAGUAGAUGUCUUAGCAGAAUGGGGUUCUUUGUAUGUUCUGACCAGAGAUGGGAAGAUCCACGCACUGCAGGAGAAGGAUGCCCAAACCAAACUUGAGAUGCUCUUCAGAAAGAACUUAUUUGAAAUGGCCAUUAAUCUAGCCAAGAGUCACCACUUGGACAGUGAUGGCUUGUCAGAGAUUUUCCGGCAGUAUGGUGAUCAUCUCUAUAACAAGGGGAACCACGAUGGAGCCAUCCAGCAAUAUAUCCGAACUAUAGGGAAAUUGGAACCAUCUUAUGUUAUUCGGAAAUUCCUAGAUGCUCAGCGCAUCCACAAUCUCACUGCUUAUCUGCAGACACUCCACCUUCAAUCUCUUGCCAAUGCAGACCAUACUACACUUCUGCUGAACUGCUAUACUAAACUCAAAGAUAGCACCAAAUUGGAGGAGUUCAUUAAGGCUAGUGAGAGUGAAGUUCGCUUUGAUGUGGAAACAGCAAUCAAGGUGCUUCGUCAAGCAGGUUACUACUCCCAUGCUGUGUACUUGGCAGAAAAGCAUGCCCAUCAUGAAUGGUACCUCAAAAUCCAGCUAGAAGACAUUAAGAACUAUCAAGAGGCUUUGCACUACAUUGGAAAACUGCCUUUUGAUCAAGCGGAGAGUAACAUGAAGCGAUAUGGUAAAAUCCUGAUGCACCAUGUCCCUAAAGAGACAACGGAACUACUGAAGAACCUUUGCACUGAUUACCAGCCAUCAGGGAACAGUGAAGGCCCUGGGAUCCUGGAAGGAAAAAAGGCCAAUUCUGAGGAGUUCAUUCCAGUCUUUGCAAACAAUUCCCGAGAACUGAAGGCGUUUCUGGAGCACAUGACUGAGGUGCAGUCUGACUCUCCACAGGGUGUAUAUGACACUUUAUUGGAACUUCGUCUCCAGAAUUGGGCACAUGAACUAGAUAAGCAGAUCAAGGAGAAGCUGCACGAUGAAGCACUCACUCUCCUGAAGAGCGGAAGAUUCAAAACAGUCUUUGAUAAGGCCUUGGUCUUAUGUCAGAUGCACAAUUUCAAGGACGGUGUCCUCUACCUCUAUGAACAGGGCAAACUUUUUCAACAGAUCAUGCAUUACCACAUGCAGAACGAGCAGUACAAGAAAGUGAUUGAAGUGUGUGAGUUGUACGGGGACCAAGAGGCUUGUCUUUGGGAACAGGCUCUGGGCUACUUUGCACGGAAGGAGGAAGACUGCAAGGAGUAUAUUGCUGCAGUGCUGAAACACAUAGAGAACAAGAAUCUUAUGCCUCCACUUCUUGUUGUGCAGACAUUGGCUCACAACUCCACAGCCACAUUGUCUGUGAUUAAGGAUUAUCUUGUCAACAAGCUGCAGAAGCAGAGCUGCCAGAUAGAGCAAGAUGGGCAGAAAAUUCAAAAAUACCGGGACGAAACUACAAGGAUCCGUCAAGAGAUUGAAGAGCUAAAAGCAAGUCCCAAGAUCUUUCAGAAGACCAAGUGUAGCAUUUGCACCAGUGCCCUGGAGCUGCCCUCUGUCCAUUUCCUGUGUGGUCAUUCCUUCCACCAGCACUGCUUUGAAAGCUACUCUGAGAGUGAUUCAGAAUGUCCUACUUGCAUGCCUGAAAAUCGCAAAGUGAUGGACAUGAUCCGAGCCCAGGAGCAGAAGAGAGAUCUGCAUGAUCAGUUUCAGCAUCAGCUUAAGUGCUCCAAUGAUGGUUUUUCCGUCGUCGCUGACUACUUUGGUCGAGGCGUUUUUAAUAAGCUCACCCUCAUCACAGAUUUGCCUUUGGGAAAGUCAGCUACGACAAUUGAGGCUGGCCUCCAGAGGGAGCUGCUGAUGCACACUAAGCGGAGUACCUGAGCUGGGGAUUCCCGUUGCACCGCGCGCCUUCUCGGGUUGUACGGGUUUACGGCGUGGGCGCGCGCUUCGCCCCCUCAUCUUUCGCUCUCCAAUAAUAAAUGGAACCAAGUCGGCUUUA
Molecule: messenger RNA, 3221 nt
Organism: Tympanuchus pallidicinctus (lesser prairie-chicken)
Lineage: Eukaryota; Metazoa; Chordata; Aves; Galliformes; Phasianidae
Gene: VPS11
Product: VPS11 core subunit of CORVET and HOPS complexes
Exons: 17
Coding region: 362-3103 (913 amino acids)
Biological process (GO): vacuole organization; endosome organization; intracellular protein transport
Cellular component (GO): HOPS complex; endosome
Molecular function (GO): protein-macromolecule adaptor activity; protein binding
Source: RefSeq, a predicted model, not a curated record